Papaver somniferum (opium poppy) is the source of this 1586-nucleotide messenger RNA. Its product is annotated as F-box/kelch-repeat protein At3g06240-like. Gene Ontology annotation, molecular function: protein binding. The record is from RefSeq and is a predicted model, not a curated record. Bases 12 to 1298 code for a protein of 428 amino acids. Lineage: Eukaryota; Viridiplantae; Streptophyta; Magnoliopsida; Ranunculales; Papaveraceae. The transcript has a single exon.
CGAGGAAGAAGAUGAAAGAAAGAAGAGGAAAGGCGGCAAUGUCAAGCGUCUUGACAGAAGACAUCAUAGAAGAAAAUAUACUCACAAGGUUACCUGUUAAAUCACUUUCGAGGUUCAGGUGUGUUUCUAAAAAUUGGUGUCGUUUAUUUCAAAACCCUAAGUUUAUCAAAAACCAUCUCGAAAAUGCUAUUCUCAUGAAUAGAUUCAACAUCUUAGUUACCAGCAGAGAGUUUGAUGCCUUUGAAGAUACAGAACCUUUACUUUCCAUUGUAGAUAAUGAUGUUCUGUCAUCGUUACCAUCAGCAUCAUCACCGUUUUCAGGUCAUGCUCGUAAUAUUGACUAUCCUUUUAUGUCAAGAAAUUAUAUGCCUAAGAUUCUAGGUUCUUCUAAUGGUUUGGUUUGCAUACAACCACGCGAACGUAUUUGCAUUUGGAACCCGGCUACUCGAGAAUAUAAACGGGUACCAAAACCACCUUCAGUCGACUCAAAUCCUGAUCUUACAUUCCAAGGGUUUGAUUUUGAUGGCACUUUCCAUGGGUUUGGUUUUGACAGGAAGAAUGAUGAUUAUAAGAUAUUAAGAAUUGUGAAUCAGAAGUCUAAAGUUUCUGAAGCCAGUGUUUACUCAUUAACUUCGAAUUCAUGGAAGAAUCUUGGUUUAAUUCCUUACGAGUUCUCUUCGAGUACGACUAAGGGGUUUCUUCUCGAUGGUGUUCUUCAUUGGAUUGCUGAUGGUCCUUGUACCGGCCAAUUCAUACCUUAUGUUGUUGUUUGUUAUGAUAUUUCUGAUGAGACAUUCCAUCAUGUGCCAUUUCCUGACGUAAAUGAAAAUGAUGAUGGAUAUCCUUGCAUCUCAGAGCUGGGCGUUUGGGAAGGGAAACUUUCCCUACUUUGUAGGUAUCUCAACGAGGAUAAUGAUAUACAUACUUAUGUUGAUUUGUGGACGAUGAUGGAUAACAUGUGGACUAUGCAUUUGAAGAUUACGUCAUUUGUGCCCGAUGUAGAUGUAGAAUAUGGCAUACCAAUUCAAACUUUACAUAAUGGUGAGAUCUUAUUUCAAGGCGGACCAUUGACGGACAGCGGCUAUAUUGGUUUAGUUUCAUAUGACCCUAAUCUUGAAAGAGGUAGAGCUCUAAAGAUACAUGGUUUCCCUGAAAUGUCUGAUGCGGAGCCUUAUAUUGAGACCUUAGUGGCACUUGGCUCCGGUACUUAUGUGGACUAUCCCAAAAAGAGUACCAGAAGUAAAACCAAAAAGAGAAAGAAACAGAUAAUGAUGACCGAUGCUGAUCAGAAUCUAUGAACCAAGAAGUAAGGGAGUAGAUAAAAGAGGAUGAAAAUAUGGUAGAAAGGGAUGGUGUCAAUCUUUUUUAUCUUUUUGCACCACAAAUAUGGAAGCAGAAAUGGUUCAUUGCGGGAGGUAAUUUGUCUUAUGAAGCAGUGGAUUAAGCAAGAACCAAUUUUAGUGGUGAUGCAACGGCAUUUUGGGUAAAUUCUAAACGAACCAAGUUCUAUGCACUUUGCUUAUUUGGUGUUUGAAAUUUUCGUGUGUGACUAGAUGUAGAAAUUAAUUAAUUUUCUUUAUCAGCUU